This is a messenger RNA of Australozyma saopauloensis, 3390 nucleotides long. It is a transcript of the gene PEX1, whose product is annotated as AAA family ATPase peroxin 1. Gene Ontology annotation, molecular function: ATP hydrolysis activity; ATP binding. The coding region runs from base 1 to 3390 and encodes 1129 amino acids. Gene Ontology annotation, cellular component: peroxisomal membrane; cytosol; peroxisome. The transcript has a single exon. Gene Ontology annotation, biological process: protein import into peroxisome matrix. The record is from RefSeq and is a predicted model, not a curated record. Lineage: Eukaryota; Fungi; Ascomycota; Pichiomycetes; Serinales; Metschnikowiaceae.
AUGAAAAACAAGAAAAAAACAAAAAUCUAUCUCUUUUUCCCACUCCCACUUACUCCCAGACCCUCUGUUUCAUAUGCGUUUCAGAUCACCUAUCGGUCCUGCACACCCCAGGCGCUAUUUCCUAUUCGGGUCCUCGGUUCUUCCCCAGAUUCUACCAGACCCAUAAAGCGUCGCUUUCCCCAACUCAACCCUAUUUCUUUCUCCAAAAUGGAAAACGUCGCCGGAAACAUCGCCAUCCGGCCCUCGUGGAAUAACUUGGUCGACCUUCCUGCGUCCGUCGCCAGUCUCCUUUACAAUGCCAAUAUUUCACCGCAAGAAGUGAUAGUGGAAUUGGUGCUGCAGACCCAGCAGAAAAGCUAUGUGGGGUGGUCGGGGAUGAACUCGGGCGGAGCGCGAAACGUAGGCAUCGAUCCGAUUUUCGCGCAAUCGCUUAGGCUUGCCGAUAAACAGGCCGUGGUGGUGAAUGUGAAGAUCAGAAACCAUAAGAGUAGCUCUGUAUUUUUGGAGCCGGAACAUCUGCUGGACUGGGAGCUUGUGGAGCUCCAUGCGGCUUAUAUCGAGUCCAAAUUGAUCGAGCAGUCUCGUUGUGUGGCUGUUGGCCAGGUGUUGGUGGUAUAUCCUACGAAAACGUCGUCUGUGCGGUUACAGGUGACCGAUAUUGGCACCUCUGCCGUUAAAUAUGCGUUGAUUGAUCCUUUUGCUGAGAUAAGUAUUGCGCCCAAACUCAGACAACCGAAAAAACCGGCGCCUGCGUCUGAAAAAUCUGCUAAAUCCUCUAGAUCUACCUCCGACGAUACCGGACAUGGACCCUCUGUUCUCAAAAGAGGCAUUUCUCUUCCACAUCCUUUGUUCGAUGGCGGCGAACUGCGCGGAGAGAUCACAUAUGAGCUAUUCGUGAAUAGAAGCGAGUUCAUACAUGUGUUUCUGCGCCAUGACUAUGUGUCGGUCUCAAUAGUUCUCGGCCCGCUGAGCAAACAGAAUCGGGCGCCAACUGACAGCUCCGAGUCGGCUGCCAUCGAUGGCGAGAAAUCGAAAGACUCGCCCACCCCUCUUCUGGAAUGUAAGCAGGUUGUGGCCAGGCUCCGAAACAGCCCCAACGUUCCAGACAACAACGUUGGUCUCAGUCUGGGACUUGCUAUAGCACUCGGAGUUGAGAACAAAAUCGGAUACAAGGUUCUAGUUCGUCAAGCAUCAAAACAUCUGAGCAAGCGCCCUUCUACUUUCGUCGUACACCCAUAUGUCACUCAAACAAAGUCCUCCAAGCAGUUGAAUCUCAAUUCUGCCUCGUCAAAGGAGGAGAACGCCAACCUCUGUAGAAGACUCUCCGAGCAAUUGUUUCGCGAGCGCCGCUUGUGCGAUUCGCCUCUCACAAAUUAUCUCAAACUUCCAAUAAUCCCUGGAUUACUUCCGCACGGAGGCCUCUUGGUGUUUAAGAGACGCACAGAAAAGCAUGUCUGGAUCAAACCAUUUGAGGCUACUCCUAAAGCUUUGCCAAAAGUUGAGGUCGAGGCGGAUUUGUUGCGUAGUGAAUCUUUUGUGCAAGAGACCCAAUCAAGUACGUCUUUAGAUGCUGCAUACGAAAUGGAGAGCACUAUUGACGAUAUUUUGGAUCAAAUCGCGAUGUUCAAGAACUCCGGAGUGAUGAUUCACGGAUCAUCGGGCAGCGGAAAAUCGCUUAUUCUGAAAUGGGCAGCUAGAAAAUGUCAUGAUACAUUUGGCUACCACAUCAAACAGAUUCAGUGCGAAAAGCUCAUGAACGAAAGCCAGGAGCUGUUGAUUUCCACAUUGUCUAAAGCCUUCAACGAAGCAGUGUGGCACGAGCCUUCUUUAAUCGUAUUGGACAACCUAGACAAGAUCCUUUCUGCUGAAACAGAAAAUGGUGAUUCCCGCAUGUCCAAUCAAAUAACAGAACUAUUCAUUUCGCAGCAACGUAAAAUUGCUGCUCAAGCAAUUACGAAGGUCUCAAUUCUUGUCACUGGUGCCUCGAAGGAAUCCUUCAACAAGCAACUUCUACAAUCACACCUUUUCGACUUGUAUGUCCACUUACGUGCCCCAGACAAAAAAACAAGGGCAACAAUCUUGGAAAAGUAUACUGCUGAGCAUUUGAAUAGCACAUUCGAGUUUGACGUCAUGGAUGUUGUUCAAGAAACAGAGGGUUAUUUGCCUAAUGACCUCAAAGUAUUGAGUGAGCGGAUGUACUUCCAAAGCCUACACAGCGCUCGGAACAAGAAUAGCUCCGAGAUGCUCAUUUCCAAAACAGCAUUCGAAAAGGCUCACGCAGGUUACACUCCCUCGAAUCUCCGUGGUGUGAAGCUAGAAAAGUCAGGAACUAGCUGGCUGGAUAUCGGAGGACUCACAGAUGCUAAGCGUGUUCUCUUGGAGACAUUGGAAUGGCCAACGAAGUAUGCGCCAAUCUUUGCUAGCUGUCCUCUCCGUCUUCGGUCUGGUAUUCUUCUCUAUGGAUAUCCUGGUUGCGGAAAGACUUUAUUGGCCAGCGCUAUUGCAGCUCAGUGUGGUCUCAACUUCAUUUCAAUUAAAGGUCCAGAAAUUUUGAAUAAGUACAUAGGUGCCUCAGAACAAUCUGUCCGAGACCUCUUUGACAGAGCACAGGCAGCCAAGCCAUGCGUACUAUUCUUUGACGAAUUUGAUUCAAUUGCUCCAAAGAGAGGCCAUGACUCUACUGGUGUCACAGAUAGAGUGGUCAAUCAAAUGUUGACACAGAUGGAUGGAGCUGAGGGUUUGGACGGUGUGUACGUAUUAGCUGCUACUAGUCGGCCCGAUUUGAUCGACUCUGCAUUGCUUAGACCUGGACGUUUGGACAAGAGCAUUAUAUGUGACAUGCCCAACUUCGACGAUCGUCUCCUGAUUUUGAAGUGUAUUUGUGAAAAGAUGGACCUCGAGCCGAAUGUCGACCUCGACAAGAUUGCCACAUUGACAGCCGGAUUCAGUGGUGCCGACAUGCAAGGAAUUUGCUACAAUGCCUAUUUGAAGGCAGUGCAUGAUAAAUUGAAUUUGGAGGAACAGGAGUCCUCUGGAACCAACAAGGAGCAGGCGCCAACUCACGACUUCUUCCAAGUGAGCACCGAAAAACUUGCGAAGCUUCGGCCUAUUGAACAGGCCGCCCUCCGGAAACAGAUCGAAAAGAUUUUUGAUAAUGAUAGUGACAAUUCCAAAAAGGAUGAAGCUACACCUGCCAAAUCGUCAGCGCCAACAGUUCCUAUCAACCAGACACAUUUUGAAAUUAGUUUGAAGGAGACCAAGCCUUCGAUUUCUGCAUCUGAGAAACAAAAGCUCAAUAGAAUUUACUCUGAGUUCUUAACUGGCCGGGAUGGGAAUAUGCCAGAUGGAAGCGCCAGCAAUGAAAUAGGAGGUAGAACCACCCUCAUGUGA